Messenger RNA from Paramisgurnus dabryanus, 774 nucleotides. RefSeq names its product transcriptional and immune response regulator b (gene tcimb). Gene Ontology annotation, cellular component: nucleus; cytosol. Gene Ontology annotation, molecular function: Notch binding. Lineage: Eukaryota; Metazoa; Chordata; Actinopteri; Cypriniformes; Cobitidae. The record is from RefSeq and is a predicted model, not a curated record. Gene Ontology annotation, biological process: negative regulation of Notch signaling pathway; endothelial cell activation involved in immune response.
UAAAACUGACUGUUAUCUAAUGUUUGAGUCAGUUAGAGAGCACUACUACACUAGUUAACUAUAGUGUUUACAAUGUCUUUCUACUCGCCGUCGGGCUCGUGUUGCGUCCGUCCCGCUGUGAGCGCCAUCAAUUUCGACACCGCGCAGCGCAAAAAAGCGUCGCCAAACAUCUUUGCGGACAUAAACCAGGAAGUGCUCGUUAAACUUUUUGAGAAUGCCGGAGAUAUGAAAGCGGUCGAAAGAGCAAAGAUCAUUCUCACACAUUACCAGGACCCUGAGGGCAUCACCAAACAGCUUGUAGCUCUCCAACACGAUAAAAAACACAAAUGGAUGUUUAUAACAGAACUGACGCGACGCGCGUUUACGUUACGCUGAGGCUUCUGUAGAAAGCGUGCAGAUGUGUUCACUACGAAAGAUGCCGGGAGAUUUAGGCUGGAUUUCCUCAAGGUGCUGAACUUCUGAUGGUUUUCCACGUAAACUCUGUCUGGAUAAUGUGAAUAUACUACAGAUGGAAAUGACUGGACUGUGGAUGGAAAUGACUGGACUGUGGGCGGACAUUUGCCAAGUGACUUUUGUGGAUGCUUCUUGACAUCUGGAGAACAUGACGCAUCGAGGACAAUUGAGGACAUUUAAAUGAUACCUUAGACUGAAACAUUGAAUGCACUUAUGAAGAAGAUUCAACAAAACCUGGAUUUCAAUUAUGCAAUCUUUUUGUAAUAAAUUAUUUUGACAAGAAAUAUACUUGAAAAGUAUGAAUAAAAUACUUGAAUUUGA